GUAGUUUUUCCACAGCGAAACCAGCGCCGCGCGUGACAACCAUCAAGAAUCAAUCAACACUUCCAGUGGCAGUCAGUUCAAUUUCAGCGUCGUCCACGCGUAUUAAGGAGCACAUCCCUCGGAGUUGGUGCGCGUGUGAGAAAGAGAGACCAAGUGAAACAGAGAGAGGCAAAUAGGUUGUGAGAAAACCUACAUAAGAAGGCUCUGCACGGACACGGCAGGGAGCGAAUAAGAGAGCGAGAGCGAGAGGUGAAAUAUAUUAAUUUUGAAAUAAAUUAUAAAAGCGAUCAGCGGAGGACGGACCGCUUCCAGACUGAGAGUGAGUGCAGUGCAAGGCCCAACAUCCUCCCGAAUCAUCAUCGACCCGUAGGAUUCCGGUGCGCAUCCAGGAACCGUCACUUGAUAACACCCAGGAGAUCAUCUCCUUCGCAUCCAAAAUAGUAAAGUAGUUGGCCAGUGUUGGAAAAUAGCAAUCAGAUCAGUUCGAGUCAGAAGAGUAUCCGCAUCCGUGUCAAGUGAAAUUAGUGAAGUGAAAUUGUCGUGUGAUUGACAACUGUCAUUCGGAGUAUUUCGGUGUGCCAGUAGUGUCGUCGUUCAAUUCACAAAUUGCAGUAGCAGUAAAACGCGGUGGCAGAAAAUGGUUCAAAGCGCGUUUGGCCAAGUAAUCGUGGCACCGAGUCGCUAGUAACUAGCCGUCGUUGAAAGUGCGGCGUGCCUCUCCGAAUAAGCGAAAACCGCGAAACACCAUCCAACACGCGCGGCUGAAACGAAAUAUAUAAAAACCGUUCAAGUUGAUGCAUAAUUUUAAAACCGAGCUUUUGCGCGGGGCAAUAAAAGAGAAAUAGUUGGAUAAGUGAGUGAUUUUGCUAUAUUUUCUUUGGCACAUUGCGAUUUCUGUUUCGCUUCUUUUUUUUCCCCGCUCUCUUUCAAACCCACUUGACGAAUUUCAUGAACGCCCACCCCCCGUGGUUUGCGAGACCUCCAUUUACUACUGCCGCUUCUGCCCUACGGGUGUCGUCUUUAUUUUUUCGUCGCUCGCUGCUUCUUCUGCAGUUUCGACAAAUGUAAUAAUCUUAUUUUUUUGCCGAAGAGAGCUUACGAAAAUUGAAUUUAUUAAACAACAUUACAUCAAAGUUCGAAAACAGCGAGAGAAAAUUAGCAAAAAAUAAAACCGAAGAAUUUCGAAAGGAAGAAGAAUAUAACAAAGUCGUGAUUCGAAAUUGCAACGAAAAACAACAACACAAAAGAAGCGAAGAAAACGAGAAAAAAAUAAUUCAAGCCCCAAAGAGAGUGGUGUGUUUGUGGUGCGCUUGAAUCGAAUUGGUGCAUUUGAAAAAUUGCAGUUUUUUGCAUCAAGGAUCUACGUAAAGAAAAGAUUUGAGUCGCAGCAAAUUGGGCGGCGCAAAGCAACAUCCAGGACCCGAAUCCAGCAUUCAGCCAACAAUUCGUGGAGAUGCGGAGUUUAGACAAACUGUGGUGGUGGCGGCCGAUAGGCCUAUCGAAAUGCAACUACUCCUAUGCCCUGCUAGCCGGACUGAUGGUCCUCUGCUCGUCGCUCUCAGUAGUACAAACAGGUCCAGUGAUCAGGCCUCGUCGGAUGAUGCGAGAGAUCUACGGUGAGAUCACGGAUGCGAAUGCACAGAAUGUCACAAACUUUAUUGCAGACACAUGUCUAUACGAUGGAUCGCAAGUGUCGCGUACGAGCAUCACCUGCGAGAAGAAGCAUGGCUGUAGGGCGAUUCAGAAAACGGGCGAAUGUUGUCCGGAUUAUCAGUGCGAAUGCCAACGAGACGGCAAAGUCUAUGCCAAUGGAGAGAAGGUGUUCGACCCGGAAACGCCCUGCCGGGUGUGUUACUGUCAAGGAGGCGAAAUCACUUGCGGCCAGGUAUCUUGCUACAAGCGACACGAUUGUGAACCGAAAUUCAUUCCCGGUCGCUGCUGCCCGGAAUAUGACAACUGCCCUCCUCUAGAAAACUCCAACAUCGCAGAGCCUACCUCACCGAGCGACGACCAUUCCAGUGAGCUGAAGGAAACCGAAAUCGAAGCCGAAGACCUCCUGGAUGCAGAGAACAAGAAACUAUCGUCGAUCACAUCGAACGACGUCACCACUGCCGGUACGACCACGACCACUACCGAAGGAUCCACGACACCCAAAGUUCAAAUCCACGCGGCAAACAACAAUCCGCUGGGUUUAUUCAAAAUCAAGGAAAUCACCAAACCGGAAGAGAUUCGAUUGACCGAUUCCAGACCAAAAAUCACCACUACAACCGCGGCGUCGAGCAGCAACGAAGUGACGGCACAUCCAUCGACAGAGUCAUCCUCAUCCCCGUCGUCGCACAGCGAAGAGGCAAACCAUCUGGAGCAUUUGGAUCUGAACGUUACCGAUGACGGUGAUGAAGGCACGAAGAACGUCCGGCACACCGAUGAAGAUGGAGUGGUUAACGGAACUUCCGAGGUUACCGAUUCCGGAGAGAGUUCAACCGCCGGUCCUUCCGAGCCGUUAUCGUCGUCGUCGUCGUCCUCGGAUGAAAUGGAAUUGUCGUCGGAGUCUAGUAGUUAUACUACGGUGCGAGUGCUGGUGCCUGCAACGCCUUCCACGACUACGUCCAUGCCCGACGAUGUUUCAGACGAAGUAACCAAGAAGGAUAAACCGUUGCCAGCGGUUGUUCAGAUUGGGGACAAGCUGGUGAUCGUGGAUCACAAUCAGCUGAAACCGAUUACUGUGAUUCAGGUUGAGGAGGUUGCGGGACUGCAACGUGGAGAGGAUGACAUAUCGUACGAUCAGGAGAUGUACACGGAUCGGGCUCCGGAGAACAGAGAAACGCCAAAGCACAUGAAAUUGGAGAGUAGCGAAAGGGAGACCCUGUCGACGCAGGCGGAUUCAAGUGUGGCUUACGAAACGGUUUAUCACGGAGGAUCGACGGAGAAUUUGGCAUCGGAAGAGGUUUUCGAGACGCAGCAUUAUACGGAAGGUCCGGAAAGUAGUGCAGAGAGGAAUGAUACUCAGACCGAUCAGCUGUCGGCGAGUAGUGAGGAGUUUAUACAGUUGACGCUGUCGUCGGACAAACCGGGCAAGUUGGACGAUGAGCAUACGACUUUGAAUUCAUUGGCCACGAGUGGAGAGGAAGGUAGCACAACCAUGGCAGAUUUCAAUAUUAUGUCGGCGAGCUCGGAAGCGUCAGGGGAUGAAGUGUAUGAAACGCAUUUUUAUACGGAAGGUCCGGGAAGUUCUUCGGAAACUACGGAAGUGAAUGCGAUUUCGGAAACUCCUCAAUCUACAAAGCCAAGUAAGGAUCUUCCAGUGGACGACAUGGCCACGCAAAGGAAGCCGUACAUCGAGGACGAUGAACAUGAUCUGAUUCAACCAGGAUUCCAGCCCAUCCCUGAGGACUUUAGUCUGCUGUUGAGAGAUCAACCCGCGAUGGAUGAUGAAAUGGAACAGUCCAGUGCUCCAGCGAAGAGCGAACGGAAGGAAGAUAUUGCAACGCCUAAGAUUUUGUCAGAAGUGUACGAAUAUCGUCAGAACGCGUCCAGUACGACGACAACGGAAGCUUCAAGUGAAAUGGAGAAUGAGGUGACAAUUUCUCCAUCCUGGUUGAAAGAUGAAUUCAAGCCAAUGCUUCGAGCUCCUGGAGAGCCUCAUCUGGUUCCUGAAUGGGAACGUAGCAAUGUUACCGUCAGUAAUUCGUCCUCCGAUGAGGAAUUCAGUGGAGCUGGAGAGUUCCAUGUGCUGAAGAUGAACUCCGAGGAGUACAUUGACAGUUCUUCGGAGGGUAGCGGAUCGAGCUCGCCCAGGAAGGAAUCCGAGGAAACUACCCUUGCGCCAACAAAGCUUCUACUGCAAGACAUUGAUUCGCCGGAAAGUGGGUCCUCUUUGGAGUCAGACAGUGUGAAGCAUAAUCCAAAAAAUGACGUCGAAAGUGUCAAGUAUGACGAGGACGAAAACAGUACCGUCCAGGAGGCACUACCCAAACAGGUGAAAUCUAGUGUUUGAACUUCGAGCAGUGAAGUGCGUAACUUUAUGGUAGAAGAAUUCAAUCAAAUUCAAAUAGAAACUAGCUAAACGAAUUUACUGAAUCAAGUAUUUAGCAAAGCAAACAAAAUCAAACAGGUAUUCUCGUUAGUCCGGAAAUCACCCUUCGGGAACGACUGAGAAUAAGGUGCCAGUUAAUGAAAGAAGCAAUUCUGCGUCUCUUUCUCCUUGAUUAAUCGAGUAAGGUUUAUUUAUUAUUCCUCCAAUUUCCCGCGCGUUGCAUCAAGUCGGGCGUUGGAAGUCUCUAAUCUACUAAAAAAAAAGUGAGGGAUGGUUCUAAAACUACGAUACGCUUUAGACAGUUCAUUUUAGUGCCAUUAACCACACAGAAUGAAGAACGGAUACGCACACAAAUUCGUCAAGAAGCUACAACUACAACAACAACAACAAAUCGGGUUCGCUUCCUGUGUCCAAGUCUCCGCUGCAAACCCCCACACACACAUACAAGUGCAAUCAUUCCCUUUUUUUAUCGGUUUUCACUGGUCCGAUUGGUUUGGUGAUAUCGAUCGAUUGGAGCUGUGAAAACCACGAUGGAACUAGUAGCUAGUCACUCUAGUUAUGAACCAAGCGCGGUGCUUGACACCAGGUAAAGCGACAAAACUCGUAAAAUUUGUACAAAUUGAGAAACAGGAACAUAUCCAUGGCAAACAAAAUAAUAAAACAAACGAAUUAUCAAGGAAACCUUCAUAUUCUCCCAAAACCUUAUGUUACUUGUAAUGGCUCAAAUAAUUGAAGAGAACAUAGUCGUUGGUGUAAAUUAUUUAUUACGCGAUGAUUGCGAAAUUUGAAAAAAAAACAAAAUUUGGAUUUACACAAAUGCAAACAGGCUGCACUCAAACUAAACCCAGAAUCCAUUCAUUCAAAACACUCACCAGAGAGGCAUGUGAUAGUUCUUACCGUUUGUUGAAUAUUUGAAAUCCUUCAACCGAACGGAUAUGAUGACUCUGAAUUACUAAAAUCUCACUACAACCGGAAACAGAAGACAACAUUCUUAUCAAACUUAAAGAAUAGACCGAACGAAAUCGUAGAUUAAGUUUAAGACUGUUACUAGCGAUAGUUGAUUAUGAUUAUAUACGAAUUACAAGAAAUGGAAAAUGAUUAUUUAUUGAUUAUUUAUAAUCGAGCACGAAUAUGUCGUCGCGUUGAUUUCAAGUUCAUCUUCAUUUCAACUGUCAAACAUUAUGUAGUCGGCCGGGCGGGGAUGAAACGCCCCCACCGCCCCUAGCAAAUAGUAGGCAUUUUUUCUCAAUUUUUAUCAUUAUUAUUAUUAUUAUUAUUAUUACGACAACUAUCAUUAUUUUUAUAGACAAAACCGAUUAUCAUUUCAUUAGAGGAGUAAGUUCCCUUUCCCUCCUCCAUCGGCUUCCCGAGUAGACCCGUAAGAAUCGUUAGGAAAAAUAACUAUUAACUGAAGAAAGAGUCAUACUUGUAAUUUGAACUAUUAUUAUUAUGUAAACUACAGCAGUUAAAAGUUUGAAGGCCAUUUUCGUUUUCCUUUCUCGAUACGUGCAAGCUAUAUUGGAACUGUUCAAUAUUUGGUUGAGAAGUAAGGAAAACGCACUAGCCGGACCCUCUCUCUUCCCCCAACUGGGAGCUGAUGCUGCUGAGUACUACAUAAUGAAUCUAGGCAAUUAUGGAAUUUAGAUGCAAGUCCUUACUAGGCGAAGAAGUCGAUUGAAUAAGGAAUGUAAAAUAAAAUGAAUAAAAUAAUAAAAAACUUUCUAGAAA
Ochlerotatus camptorhynchus is the source of this 5761-nucleotide messenger RNA. RefSeq lists its product as uncharacterized. The record is from RefSeq and is a predicted model, not a curated record. Gene Ontology annotation, molecular function: protein binding. The transcript is spliced from 7 exons. The coding region runs from base 1454 to 3994 and encodes 846 amino acids. Lineage: Eukaryota; Metazoa; Arthropoda; Insecta; Diptera; Culicidae. Gene Ontology annotation, cellular component: extracellular region.